This is a messenger RNA of Aricia agestis (brown argus), 4729 nucleotides long. RefSeq names its product hormone-sensitive lipase (gene Hsl). The transcript has 15 exons. NCBI's taxonomy places the organism in Eukaryota, Metazoa, Arthropoda, Insecta, Lepidoptera, Lycaenidae. The record is from RefSeq and is a predicted model, not a curated record. Gene Ontology annotation, biological process: cholesterol metabolic process; triglyceride catabolic process. Bases 167 to 2593 code for a protein of 808 amino acids. Gene Ontology annotation, molecular function: triacylglycerol lipase activity; sterol ester esterase activity. Gene Ontology annotation, cellular component: cytosol.
GUAAAUAAGUAAUAACAGUUCACGUAAUAACUCAAAAACUUUUGAAUAUAUCCGACGGAUUGAAUGGAAUCUCGAUGAUUCGUCGCGAAGAACUUUGUAAAUACAUUGUCUGAUAAUGUACAUGUAGAUGUAGACUUUAGAUACCAAAUAUAUCGAUACUUUGCAGAUGUCUCUUAGGGUAGUAAAUCGUGGUUUUCGGUCGACUGCGAGAUUUUUGUCCAAAAAUAUGUCGGUGGGUGAGACUCCCGCCAAAGCGGCGCUGUGCUGCGGAGACGCUGAAGGCUCACCACCAACGUACGCGAUGUACGAGGCCUUAAAAGACUCGUGCCAAAACAACGCAUCAUAUUUCCAACCUGAUGAUAGUGAAAAUGGACAACGGCUGUACCAGGGGUUCAUGACACUCAUAGACCACAUAGACUCUGUUUGGCCACUUGUGGAUCAUGUUAGAAAGGUAGCCCCACUAUAUGAUUUCGACAGUAAGUCACCAGGCAAUGGGUACAGGAGUUUUGUGUCAGUUGUGGAUAGCUGUAUACUGCAUGGAUUGAAACUGAGUCGACAAGUUUGCACAAAGCGAGACACACUACUGUUCCGGAAAGGAUAUUUUGUCAAGGAGGUGGAAUCCUGUAGCCAGCUCCUGGCAUCCCUGGGCACGUGUCUUCAUCACCUCCAGACGCUGCUAUCGUGGGGUGCUCCCGGGGAGCUCUUCCCAACGGAGCCCCAUUCACCAGAAGAGCUGUUCUCGCAGGCAGACACUAUCAACCAGUACUGCUUCUAUGGAAGGUGCUUGGGGUUCCAGUUCCUACCCUCAAUGCGAGGUAUACUCAAAGGCAUAUCCAUAUGCAUGGCCGGCUUCUCCGAGGCCUACUACAGCCACGGGAACCUCAUCAGCUCAGUGUGGACCGGGGGCCAAUACCUUAUUGACCCAGAGAUGAGAGCACGCCGCAUUGUGAACAUCUCGCACUCGGCUAGCGUGGAAUUUUGUAAGGCGUUCUGGUUUCUGGCUGAGAGUGAAAUAAUGAAGAGGGUACCAAGCAUAAUGUCAUCUACUGUCGCUGUGAACAAGUUAAUCACUAUACCGCCCGAGCCCAUACACAUGGUCACCAAUAGCGGUGCUGAGCUAACAGUGCUGCCGCCGACAGUACAUAUUGGAUUACAGGGGCUGAAUGUUACACUGAUUAGCGCUAGUAAGAGGGAAGGGAUGAACGACGAUUCUUCAAGUCUCCCGCCGUCAGAUGGCGUGCUAUUCCACUGUCAUGGCGGCGGCUUCGUCGCUCAGAGCUCCAAAUCCCACGAAACGUAUUUACGGGACUGGGCUUCCAAACUAAACAUGCCGAUAUUAUCAAUCGACUACAGUUUGGCCCCACAAGCGCCUUUCCCUAGGGCACUAGAGGAGGUGUACUACGCCUAUUGCUGGAUGGUUAACAACUUUAAACUCAUCGGGACUACUGGUAAACGCAUCGUCUUCGCCGGCGAUUCUGCGGGCGCAAACCUCAUAGCGGGCUGCACGCUCAAGAUACUGACGUCAGACCUGCGUCCGCCCGACGGGCUGUUCAUGGCGUACGCGCCGCUGCUGAUAUCCUUCAUACCGAGCCCGGCGAGGCUGCUGUGUCUCAUGGACCCGCUGCUACCUUUUGGCUUCAUGAUGCGGUGUCUCAAAGCGUACGCCAGUCCAAACGGCAAAGGCAACGAUGAUAAGAAAUCCAACAAAGAACUAACAUCGUCCAACGCUACCACACCAAUCGAAGGGAACGGGUUUCUAAAAGUUAGCCCGUCACAAGAAGCAAUAAGCGAAAGUCCGUCGUCGUUCGAGGAGGUGUCCCCGUCUGAUCUGUUGGAGCUGCAAGCGGUGGUGUCGGGCAGCGAGCGCCGCCGCUCCGGCGACACCACCGCCAGCGCCUCGCUGCGCACCGAGCACACGCCCACAGAUAUAACGCCUACCGAGGACAGAUCGCAACAGUACGUAUCAGAUUUCCUAGAGCGGUACGUUUUCGACAGUGACACCGACUCGGAUGGGCGACGGUACCCCGUCGUUAGGCCCGCGCACGCCAGAGAACCAGAUUCGGAAAACUCAAGUACGUUGGUCGGAGAGCCACCGCUUAUUAUAGAUUCCGACCAAAAAGAUAAGAAAAAAAUUAAAACACGUAUAAGCGAGGCGGCGACAGGUAUAAUGGGCGCUAUGUCGUCUCGGCUGGCGUAUAUCACCGGUUCUAAUGACAUCGCGGGGCCUACGAGAGAUGAGUUGGCGGCGCGUACGAAUCUCGACGCGUUGAUCGCCCGCAGUCCGUCCGACGAGUUCAUAUUCUCCGUGCCGCGAGAUCCCUUCCUCUCGCCGUACUACGCCGACGAUGAGUUGCUCAAGCGAUUCCCGCCUGUUAGGAUAUUGACGGUACACUUGGACCCGUGUCUCGACGACUGCGUCAUGUUCGCCAAGAAACUGAAGGGUCUUGGCAACACGGUGGGCAUAGAUGUAUUAGAGGGACUACCGCAUGGAUUCCUCAACUUUUCUCUUAUGGCCAAUGAAGCGAAUGAAGGAUCAAAGUUGUGCGUUGAGAGAAUAAAACAGUUGUUCGACUUAGACACUACAAAAUUAUGAGCAUGUCGUGUCAUUUAUAGAUAUGUAGGGCUUUAGUAUGCUGUGCCUGUAUUAUAACUAACAAUUAAAAUGUAAAAAGUAUAUUUCAUUUGCCUGUUUAUGUUGUCUAAAAAAGUAAAGUGUAAUUUAUUUUUGUCUAUGGUAACACUUGACUUAGAGUUGCCAUACCACAGCAACUUCAUUAAAUCAUCAAGAAAAAAUAUAAUUAUUUUAGCAUCACAACUUAAUAUUGUAUUAGGGAUUUAUUAUUAUGUGUUCAAAGUUUAUUGAUGUCGAGAUGUUGCUAUAAGCAAAAAUAAAAUAACGAAUUAUAUUCUCAAUAAAUAAAAUUUAUAAUGAAUUAAGGAUUUUAAAUAUUGAUAUUGUAAAUACUUUAAUAUUUUUAACUAAUGGUGCGAUGGAAAAUAUUUGGUGUCUUUUUAAUUUGUAGUGCAAAUAAUAAUUAUUCAUGAUAUUGACACGAUCAAAAAUACCAAAUAUGUAAUUUUUAUUAAUUAAUAUCUACUUUAUAAAAUAUAUAAGAAACAACAUUAUGUUAACCACACUUAUGUACAGUCUUUUGGAUUUACUUAUUAUUUCAAAAAUAAAUCGAAAGACUGUUCAAAUGUUAUAAAUAUAAUAUGAUAAUUUUAUAGUACUUACCUACUUACCAAAAUGUGCAGUAGAUAUUAUUUGCAAGCUUUACCUACCAAGAGCUUUUAAAUAUUACAAUAUUAACGUCAGGCACCCAUUCAAUGGUUUAAAUUAUUUGCAACUGUUAACGUUAACGUUAUUUCUGAACAUUUCCAACAUAAUGAAACAGUAAAAGACAUCACUGUGAUUAAAAUUCAUUUUGUGAAUACCCAUGUUUAACAAUAUUGUUUGUAGGACCAUUGAAAAUAAAACCUCGUUUCUGCAUAAUAUCAAGUUUUUUUACUAACUUUUAUGAUCGUAAGACACUAAUUAAAUUAAAUUAUUAAUAUAUCCUAAACAGAAUAAUAGAAAGCAGGAACAUUGAAGCUGCUGAUGGUUAAUUAAUGUCCGCAAAACCUAUUUUAAAGAAUAUUUUAUUGGUACUUAAUAUGCACUAUUUAAUUGUUAUUUGAAUUGACUGGCAACAUUACGUGCGUAAUUCCAUCCUGUUUGUGCAAAUUUUAUUACAUGGUAUGUCCAAAAUUUUCUAAAUUAUUUUAUAAUAAUAACAUCUAAACGCAACGCUUAUUAGAUAGAAUAUAAAUAAAUUAAUGUGUAGAUAUUAUAUUACAAGUUGGAAAAGUAGUCCGCCUCAAUUAAUAUAUCGAGUUAUAAAGAAUAUUAAAACUAUUGUCUAUUAUAUCUAGUGUUGCCAUAUUCGUCCGUAUCUUUUACUAUAUCUACACACAAUUUAAAUAUACUUACGACGGAUUUUAAUCUGAGCGUUUUGUAUCAUUUAUAAUGAUAAUUAUAAUUAUUUAUAAAUUUGUUUUUAUCUGCAAUUAACUUAUGAAUUUGAAAUGUUGGCUUGAAUAAUGAUUUUAUAUUUUAAUGCAUUUUUAGGUUAAGAAGGGUAGAAUAGUAAUUAGUUUUUAAAUGUUUUUAAUUUAAAUAUACUUUGAAUAUACUUUGAAUAAAUGAAAUUCAGCUUAAUGAUUAAUUUACAUUUACAGAGUUGCACUUUUUUACUUAGGCUGAGCGCAAACUACUGACAAAACUGUCGCUGCGACUUUUUUUUCUUUUUAUUAGGUUAGGUCUCUCCUAUUAUUAUUAUAUGUAUAUGUAGUUCUCGUACAUAACAUAGAAAUUUUGGCACUUGUGUUUGUAGUUUCCUUAAAACGAGGCGGCAAAAAGACUCUAAAUGGAGCUUGGGACGCCUCUUGGACUUAAUGUGAAGAAUGUCGCAAAUCGUUACAGUUUUGUCUUCCGAAUGCGUGUAGCUAAGGCGCCUUUCCACAUUAUGCGGUACGAAUUACGAUAUCGGAUAUCAUCCCAAUAAGACACAGAUGUGACAAGGACAGGGAUGUGUUUUAGUAUAAAACACAUAUCUGUCUUUCUCAUUUUCGUGCACUUUAGGUAAAAUAAGUGCUUAAAAUCAACGUAUAAUGUUUUCUGUAUAUCGCAUCACAUAAUGUACAAACGUUCUUAGGGCCGUGCUACACCGGAAUGGCAGCGGCGAGGCGA